Messenger RNA from Cuscuta europaea, 8509 nucleotides. The record is from the annotation of a GenBank genome assembly. Lineage: Eukaryota; Viridiplantae; Streptophyta; Magnoliopsida; Solanales; Convolvulaceae.
UUUGAAAUAGAGAUGAACUUUUAUUUAAUGAUUAAAACUUCAAAAGUUGCAGCGAAAAUUAAUAAAAACUAAGUAAAAGGGGCAUGUCACCGCCACAUCCAAUCCGUGAAUGAUUGGAUGCUAAGGUUAUCUACCAAAACACGAGUUUAACAAAAGCAAGAUGUUCGAAUCAUAAGUAAAUAUUAAAGUUUAUUUCUAGUGAACUACAUAGUUGUCUUCUAAUUCGCGCUCUCAAACAUUGCAGCAUCAAAAUCAACAUGAUCACCUCCUGUUAAAUACGAGCACAAGAAAAAUAAAAGAAAACAAACAUUAGCAAUAAUGCUAAGUAAGUUCCACCUAACCUUUUAAAAUAAUAAUAAAUACUAUAUAUAAAUUCGUACAACCUCAUAAAAUAUUUUUCGAAACACUUUAUAAAUCAUAAAUCAUAAGUAAACGAUAUCUAUAUAAAAUCCCAAUCACAUAAUUAACUCGUAAACCAUAAUAAUUCCAAAAUACAUGAAACACCAAAAUUCACCUCUUUUGAAUUUCUCCCAAAAUCACUUUGUACCUAACUUUCUAGUAAUUUAGAAGGGCGGUGCUCAACACUUUGGUUGAGCCCGGUGGUCCGUCGUUAUGUACGGCCACCCCGGAACUAUCGCCGGUACCACAACUGCUCCUUGGAAACGGAAACAACUACUUUAAGUGUGCACACCCCCUAAAGGUAUUCCAAGCCCUCCGGGGUAGUAAGUCGAUCCGGGUAGCCGGGAUGUUUUCUACCAACUACCCCACCUCAAAACCUGAAUGAUUAGGAGCUACUACUACCACUACUACUCAAAAAGCCGGGAUGUUUUCUACCGACCGACAAUUCACCUCAUACCAACACAAACCAAAAAUUGAGUAGUAGUAGACCUAACCAUCCUCCACAUUUUAAGGGACGUGGAAAACCAACACCACGGAUUUCUCUCGUGAUGCUCACCCUUUAUGAAAAUAUUUAUUUCUCUUUCAAAAAUUUCCUUUUUCAUUAAACUCCCACAGAGAUAACAAAUUACUUACUAUUACAAAAUCUUCCAAAAUAACUCAUAUCAACAAACUAAUUUCUCAAAUACAAUCCUUUUAUAUAAUAAUAUUCAAAUUCAGCACACAUAAAUUCAAUUCUCAAAUAAGCACACAAAAAUAUUUAAAAGAAAUCACGUAGAAAAAGAACUAAUUUCGGUUGACGUGAAACUUACCUUAAAUCCAAAUGCUCCUACUUCUCUUCUUCAAUUCCAGUCUCUAAAUGAGCACCUUUUUAAUUAGGAUGAUAUAAUUAGUCACUUAUUCUAUUUCAAUAAUUUAUCCAAUUUUCCUUUUUUUUUAUUCGAACUUAUUAAUAUAACUAAUUAUUUAAAAUUUUCCAAUAAUUACUAAUCAAUCACUUUUAUUAGUUUCCACUUUAUUUUAAUCCAAAAUUCAUCCGUUUUCAUUAAUUAAGUGAAUCCAUUACUUUUUCUAAAGUAAAUAAAAUAAAUCUAGCAAAUCCAACUUCCACGUACGUUGUUAAUCGCCCUAGUCCAAACAUUAAAAGAAACUCAGCCCAAUCUUACUCUAUACAAAACGAAGUGGAAAUGCAGCAACUUUUCCCGCCCAAAGUUUCGGGUCAAAAAUGGGUCAAAAGUGGGCAAUUCGCUUCUGUGGUCUGGGGUCCACUUCGGUGUGACAUUUCGUACCAUUAAGGUCAUUCCAAAUGCAGAGGGUGGUUCUCAAGCAUUAAUGAAUUAGGUGGCAUUAAAUGGGGUGGUUGAGAGGGGCGAGAUCUAUUGCACUUUGGGUAAUUCAGUUUCAUUGCAAACCCUAAAAAUUCGAAUUCCCUAUAAAUACCAACAUGGUUCAGUUCAAAAUUACAAACCACAAUGGCAUCUAGCAAAGAAAACUCCGAACCACAUGGUAGUCAAUUGUAUUCAAUGAUUAGGGAAGUUAACCACACCAGAACAAACUGGGCUCUAAAAGUAAGGGUGGUGAGAGCAUAUGAGGUUUCACCUCAAUCCAAAGGAGGUGCAAGAAUGGAAUUUGUUUUCCACGAUGAGAACGUAAUUUCUAUUUCGAAAGCGUUUAAUUUAUUUUUAAAAUCCUUUUGUGGUUGAUUAUUCGAGUGAUCAUCUUCCUAAUUCAUUUUGCUUUCAUUUUGCAGGGUGACCGCAUUCAUGCUGUUGUGAAAAGGCCAUUCAUGCAUUUGUAUGAAAACAAACUGCAGGAAAACAAGUGUUUCAGAAUCAAGAACUUCUUAGUUUUUGAUAACUACUUCAACUACAAAACUACUGAACACCCUUAUGUUUUAGAAUUUUUCAAAAAAACAAUGGUCUAUGAUUUGCACUCAGCAACUUUUCCAAACUUAGUGUUCAAUUUCCAUCAAUUUGACGCGCUGCAGAGUCUAAGAGUCAUCAACGACAAAUUGCUUAUCGGUGAUUUCAUUUACAUAUCCUUAAACGCUUUUUUAUAAUCACACCGUUUAAUAACAGUUUUUCUUCAGAUGUAAUUGGUAAGUACGUCGGGAAGACUCCAGUACAAACACCAAUCGUUAAUGGGAAACCAGAAAAGCUGAUUGAACUAACUUUGGAAGAUCCAGAGUACUGUCUUAAUUUUGUCUAUGAUAUGGUAUUUGUUUAUCAUAAAAAUCGAGAGUUUAUGAUGAAACUCUUUUUUAUUUGUAGUGGAAAUCGUAUUGGAUGCACAUUGUGGAACAACUACUGCAAACAGUUCACUGAUUUUUAUGAUGCUCAUAAAAAUGAAGCCAUCUACAUCAUACUACAAAUGGGUAGACCCAGACGCUAUCAAGGUAAGGACUAAUUCAAAAAAAACUUAAGUUUUUUAUUUUGGCUUCAAAUGGGCUGAUGAAAGAUUUCAAACAUAUUCAGGUCAUGUCUUGGUGGGAACAUCUUAUGAUGUUUCGAAGUUGUUAAUAAAUGGUUCUAGCCCGGAGUUUGAAGAUUUGAAAUCGCAGUUUGGACCAGAUGACGACAAUACAACAAUGACUACCUUCACUGCAAAUUCAGUUGGUCAGGGUAGUGAGGACGUUUUAGGGGAAAGGCUACUAUGACAAACAUCAGUGAUUUGCUAAAGGACCCAGAGGAUGGAACCUAUUGGCUACUUGGUGAUAUUGUAUCACUAGACAACUAUAAGGAAUGGUGCUACCUGAGCUGCCCAACAUGCAACAAGAAAAUAAAGCCAGAAGAUGAAAGGUUCAGAUGCAUCACAUGUGACACGACUAUUCCCGAGGGAGUGUUGAGGUUGUGUUAUUGGUUAAGAUGUAUCACUUUCCACUACUUUAAAAUAAGACUAACUUCAAACAUUAAUCUGCCAACUUCCGGUAUGCAGGUACAAAGUUUCAGUUUGUGUCAUGGAUGACUCAGGUCACGCUACGUUCACCUUAUGGGAUAGGGAAUGUAUAGAUAUUGUGGGGAAAACUGCAGCAAUAUUAAGAAUGGAAGUUGAAAAGGUUGAUUCAAAAAAAUACUUUUUACACUAGCAAUUCUGAAAAGGGAAGAUAAUUCAUUAAGUUUUUUAUUUUUAGAAAACGGGUGAUCCUACCCACUUCCCUGAGGACAUUGAGGCUUUGAUUGAUCAAAGAGCAAUCUUCAAAAUUCAAAUAAAAGCAAGAGACGAAAGUUCUUCUUACAAAGGUCCAGUUUCAUAUGGGAUACUUGCAAUGAUAAGAGACAAAUCUAUCUUGGACCUCUAUACCAAAAAUGAAACCCAUGCACUUGAAAUGGAUGAAAACACAGAUGUUGAGAAGAGCGGAUCAACAGGAAACGAGAUAGAAGAUGGUACUGCUAGCAGUAAAUCAAAACAGAAGACUGUUGUAAUUGAAGAUGACGAUUUCGUGUCACCUACACAAGUUGAAAACCAAGAUGACAGGAGGGCGGCUGAAAAGGGUAAGGAAGUGAAUUGCCUAGAAACUCCAACAACUAUUCGGACAGUAGGUGGUAUUGAAGGGAACGAUCAACUUAAGAGAAAUCUGAAUGAUCAGUUUUCGGCGAAUGUUAACAUCAAACGGAGAAGUAUCCGCGUCAAACAAGAGAAGGAAUAAUGUGAAGAUAGACCAGCAGGCUCAGCUACAUUUUACUUGAAAAAGGAGUGUGGAUUGAUGAUUUUUUGAAUAUUUUGUUUGGGCACUUACAUAUUUAUUUAGAACUGUGCCUUACUUUUUUGCUAAACUACGAGCUGGGUCUGUAGUAAUGAACUCUGUUUUGCAUUGUUCAAGUUGUAGGCAUGAACAAUUAUCAACUAUGUUAGACUUAUAUUUCAGAUCAAAACAAAUUUUUCUAUGUUAGAUUUUGCAAUGUCAACUUUUCAAGGUUAAAGGACUCCUACGGAUGCAUCAGCAUAAGGAAGAAGGGCACCUACGAAACGGAAAGGAGACCAGGAGACCAUGAUCUGGAGGAAUGAAGACAAAAGAGAGUAGACCAGGGGGGCUUGAUUCAUAUAGAAAUUCUUGGCAAUAACACUUAUUUCUUAUUCAUGAGAGUUGUCAUUGUUUUGAUUAUAAAGAAAACCCAAUUAAGUUAUGAUAUUAAAUGUGGUUUUGUGUUACCUAAAGUUCAAGUAUUUUCAAAAAAUACUAUAUAGCACAAUUGUUUAAACAACAAACCUACAAAAAAAAAGAUUAUCUGAUGAAAAAAUGUGUUUGUUGGCUAAGUUUAACCGAACGGUGAUAAACGAAGUGGGAGGUAGUGUAAUUUAUAAGGAUUAAAAAAUAAGUUUCAGAUUAAAAAAGAUUAAUUUAAUCUAAAUUUGAAUAAUAUUUCGAAAAAUGUUCAAUAUAAACAAAAAUGUUAGUUCAAAUUUAUGUUAAUACAGAUUAAAAGAAGAUUUAUCAAACUUAAACUUAAUUCGAAAUAAAUAUUUCGAAAAUGUGUUCACUAACAAACAUGUCAUCUGAUAAAUGUAAUGAAAAUUUACCAACAAAAAUGUUAGUACAAAAGUGUUGGUGUGGAAAGAAUCCUACGACUUAGAUUGUAAUGUUACAAUUCAUCUUUUCGACUAUAUUGGCUACAGACCUACAAACAAGGAAACGGUAACACCAUUGCAACUUUGUAAUUCAAACCAAAACUUUUGCCGUGAAAUAUGAAGAUUUUGGCUAAACAUAGAAAUAGAAUACAAAAAAUUAACUAUUGUUGAAGUUAAUUAAAAAGGUUCCUGCUCUCUAAAUUGUUGACUACAUUUAAAAUCAUACAUCAUACAAUUUAUAUAUUGACAAAGGCUGAUAUUAAUAAAGGAAGAUAGACAUACCUGGUGUUUGGUGUGGCUAUGAACCUGCAUUCCUAGAGGUCUAAACUAUUUAAUUAUUACAUAUGAGGCACCUUAUUAAAGGCCCUAAACCUAUGAAUUACAUUCAUUAAACUAAAAGAAAAAAUAAUUACAUAAUUCACUUAAGUUCCUGAACGCACCUGAAAUGUAAAUAAAAACACCAAGUCAGAGGAAGAUCUACUUUAUUCUUUACUUAAUGUAUUAUGUACUUUUAAGCAAAUAAUUAAUAAGCUUUUGUUUAUAAUAAAUAAAACACAAUCCUCAAGUUGAAUCAAAUCUAGAUUUUUAAAAAUGUCUAUGACAAAAUCUAUAACUUUAGGUAAAUGCUGGUAUGGGUUUUAAAUAAAGUUUAAGAUGAAAAUAGAUUGAUCAAACUUAAUUUAAAUCGGUACUUCAUUUAAGUGGAUUGUAAAAAGCAUUGGGGGGAAAUUCUUUGGAUGAUUUAAUAAUAAUAAUAAAUCUAUAAAUAGGUGGGUAUAGAAAUCUGCAAUCCUAAAACCAAUGAAUUACAUUCAUCAAAGUAAAUUACAAAAAAAAUACAAGUUUGAUGUUUCUGAAUGCACCUCAAAUAAAAACAAAAACAGUAAGUUAGAGCAUGUUUGUGAGGUGAUCUCGAUACAGUAAGUGAACAUGUUUAACCAAGUCAAAACUCUACUUCAUAAGCAACUAAUUUGAAAACCUAUGUUAAUAAUAUAUAAUUUGUAAUGUGUGCUCAAAACAUGCUUAAUUUCUCAACGGUAUGAGAAAUCAUAACUUCAUACUAACAGUUUAAAAAAAGGAUAACUAUAUGUGGGGUAUGUAAUAUAUUAUACAUAUAAUAAGAUGUCAAUUAAAUUUUAUAUCAGUAUUACAAAAGAAAUAAUAUACCAUAUAGUUAAUAUAUAUUAGUUAAUAUACGUAUUUCGGGCAUGAUAGGUAAUAAUACCAGGGUGAGAGUAAACAUGACUGUUGACAUGAUAGGUAAUAAUACCAUUUCAAAAUAGGAUAUAUAUUAGUUAAGAUACGUAUUUCGAGCACAUUAGAUUUUGGCCCGUCAAUGUUAUAAAAGAAAUACAAAUUUUAGUACACUUAUAUAACACGCAGGCCGUAAAUUAUUCAAAAUAUAUAAAUAUCGUAAGAAUUAUAGAUUUAGAGUCUAAGCUGUGUUUAUCAUUUUUGUAAAUAGAGAAAAGUAUUUGGUUUAAAGAAAACUGUACAUAUGUGGGUUUGCCCGAGGUCGCAUUUAAUGAAUAGUACAGCUAGGAAAAGAAAUUUCGAAAAGUGCUGUAAAGAACUCACAGUUAUAACCAUAUCCGGAGAGAGUAGCUGAAAGUAGCGUCUUCCCAAGGUCGUCAUAAAUAAUAAUCCAAGGUCACAAUCAUAAUAAAUGUUUGACAGAAAGGGCUACUUACCAACGGUAUUUGACUAUCUUGACAUUGUAGAAGAAUAAAUAGUCUUUAAUGCCUCAACCACUACCUCAUUUAUGAAAACAGACCAAACCUUCGAAGUAGGAGGCAACACAAGGAGUGAAGUUCAUAUAUUACACAUAUUGAAUCCUAAUAAACACAGUAAGUCUAUUAUCAUAUUUACUAUCUGCAUUACGUAUAUGAAUGUGUCAUGUGAAUACCAUGUAAUUAAAUAGAUAAAUGACAUAUCAAAACAAAUUAGAUGUUAUGCAUUACUUAUAUGAAUGUAUUAUGCGAAUACCAUGAACCAUAUGACCAAAUUUUAAUGGGUGUAUAUUUUAAUAACCUAUGUUUCAUUCUAGCUAUUCAAGAUGAGUGAAUGUUCAUGUCAAGUAGUUUCAACUGGGGGGUGCUAUACGUGUGGAAAAAAGUGUGUUGGCAUUUUACUGGAUGCAUGCUCAUGGUGUGAUUCAAACUAUAGUCAUUAUUUCUGCAUGAGGCAAAUAAAGAAGAACAGAAAGUACAUGGAAUACUUAUGCAAAGAUUGUUCAGCAUGGGUAGAUGCACCAACUAUGAUACCAAGGAAAUCAGAUCGGAUAAUACAACUAAACAGAAAGUACUUUAAUGCAGAUAUGGUGGUAGGUAUGUCAUGGGAGUGGAUGAGUAGAAAUGCAUAAGUGAUGGUCAUGUGUAACAUGAAUGUUUUGUAACAUGCAUGAGAUAUGCAUUGAUGGUUAGGUGUGGAUGUGAAUCAUAAGUGCUGUGUUCAAUGAAUGGCAGUUUGAAUGAAAAAUGACAAUGAUGAACAUUAUAUGUAUUAUUCGCAUGCCGUAAUAUAACAGUUUAUGUUCUGAAGUUAUGUAGUGUAUGAUAACAUAGGUGAUGUGUACAAUGAAGUGUUAAUUUAGCAAUACCAAAUAUUUUUAUAAUGCCGAUGCCACAAAUAGAACUGCUACAAUGCAUAAAAUGCAUCUAUGUGAUAAAUCCAGGUAAUGUAAGAGUACCAAUCCUAAAUAUGAGGAGGCUCACAAAGUCCACAGUAAUCAACCGUAAAAGAGAAAACGAGGAUCUACCUAACAAAGGUAUGACAAAAAGACUAAUUUUUAAGUUUAAUCUCAAAUAAUUUAAUAGAGUAAGGCAUUUUUAAUACGUCUUAGUAUAGUCAUAUACAAAAACAACUAUUUCCAGCAGAUACUUAGAAAGGCCGAUUUGUAAAAACAGGUCCAUUUAAGAUAGGUCAUAGGCAAUGAGCUGCCAGACCACGCAGAUCCGAAGGCCAAACAUGGCUGGCAGGGAAUCUGGCUAGCUCAUAUUGAAGGCCUAAACUCCAGUUCUAUAGUGUAGACUUGAACAAGGAUUACGUUGGGUAGAGGGAAGUGAAACAAUUAUGCAUUUCAAGAGAUAUAACAAUAACACUUGCAUAUAUGUAUAUAGAUAAAGGCUUUUAAGACAUAUACGCAUCACAACUGCAUAGAUCUACAGAUCUAAAUGCAACAAAUGGUAUAUGUCUAUUGCAAACGUGUUCGUACGCAAUAUAUGAAAUAUAAUUCAUAACACAUGCAUAGAUCUAUAUACAUAAUUAAAGACCAUUAAGACAUAUCCGCAUCACAACGGCGUGGAUCUACGAAUCUAAACGCAACAAAUGGUAUAUGUCUUUCACAGCGUGUUGGAAGUUAGAGAUUUAUAAAUUUAAAUAGAUCUAUAUACAUCUGGGCAAGGCGUUAUAAAUAUAAACUGGAAAUUAACCCAAAAAUAGAUCUAAGGCUAUUAAGAGGUAAACGCAUCACAACUGCGUAGAUCCUUAGAUCUAAACGCAACAAAUGGUUUACAUCUUAUGCAAGCGCGUUCGAAGCCAUAAAUUA